AUGGCGACCGAGAACCAACCCGACGCGAAGCCAGACUUCGAUCAGCUCGCCGAGGACCUCCUCGCCAAGAAUGUGCCCAUCAAGAGGAGCGUCGACCAGGACUGGCUCAAAUACGCCCAGACCUUCAACGCUCGUCUCCAGUACGAACCAGCUUUGAUCGUCGUCCCCAACAAGGUCCUGCACGUUCAGGAAGCUGUCGUCCUCGCUGCCAAAUACGGCACAAAGGUCCAGGUCAAGUCCGGCGGCCACUCGUAUGCCUCGUUCAGCACUGGAGGUAUAGACGGCAUCAUGGUCAUUGACAUGCAGGAGAUGCGUGAGAUUUGUGUCAACCACGUCACUGGCGUCUUUCGUGUCUCUCCUGGAGUCCGCCUGGGCGAGCUUGACAGCACUCUCUACAAUCUCGGCCGCCCUGUCGGCUACGGAAGCCGUGCUAUCGCCCACGGCACGCACCGUACGGGCUUGGCGAUGGACCAUAUUAUUGCCCUGGACGUUGUUCUCGCCGAUGGACGACACCUGGCACAGGUCUCGCGCACCCGAAACCCCGAGCUCUUCUGGGUCAGUACCUCUUUGGAGAGGAGAGCUCUGCGUGGCGCUGCUGAUUCGAUCGGAGUCGUCACCCAGUUCUACCUCCAGUCCAAGGAGGCGCCGGACACCAUCCUAAACUUCCGAUUCGCUUUCACGGGCAUCAUAAAUAACGUGAAUGACGCGGUUAAGACCUUCAAGCACGUCCAGGCCUUCGCUCAGGAUCCCGAAAUCGUUGACCGCGACCUGGGCCUGAGCGUCUUCAUCAACGGGGACGCCUUGAUCAUCAGCGGCAUUUACAUGGGACCCCAUGACACCUUCUUCAACGUCAUUCUGCCUGCUCUCUACAAUGAUCAGUGUCUGCCCGAGGCCGACAUUGUUAACAUCAAGACGCAGACGUGGGCGGAGUAUUCCGGCAUUCCGGAAGACGAUGCGACGCCCAUCAUCACGCAGAAGGACCGAGAGCAGCAGUCCAACUUCUUCGCCAAGAGUGUGACCGUCUCCAAGCCCAUCCCCGACGCCGCUCUCGUCAAGUACUUUCGAUUCCUCCAGGGUCAGGCCAAGAAGGCUUCAGUCGGUUGGUACGUCAUCGUCAACCUCCAUGGUGGUCCCGACAGCCAGAUCAACACGAGGAGCAGCUCGUUUGCAGCCUUCGGCAGCUACGACGCGCUGUGGGUGUUCCAGCACUUCGCCAGUGUUGGCGUGACGGAGAAGUUCCCCGAGGAGGGCUUCGAGCUGCUGGAGGGCAUGAACAGCGCUCUGACUCAGGAGCUCGACGAGUAUGCUGCAGAGCUCGUCUACGUCGAUCCGACCCUCUCGCGCGACGAGGCACACGAGCUCUACUAUGGUGCUGAGCUCUACCAGCGCCUCCAGGGCUGCAAGAGGUGGUACGAUCCGCUCAACCUCUUCGACCACCCGCACUCGAUUCGUGGUUAG
Thyridium curvatum is the source of this 1458-nucleotide messenger RNA. RefSeq lists its product as uncharacterized. The record is from RefSeq and is a predicted model, not a curated record. NCBI's taxonomy places the organism in Eukaryota, Fungi, Ascomycota, Sordariomycetes, Thyridiales, Thyridiaceae. The coding region runs from base 1 to 1458 and encodes 485 amino acids. The transcript has 3 exons. Gene Ontology annotation, molecular function: FAD binding; oxidoreductase activity.